CGUAUCAACAACAUGAUGACAAUGUGACAACUCAACAAUGAAUUUUAAAAGUGAACGGGAUACCUGAAAAGUGUUGUGCUUCCAGAGGCUCCGUUAUUUUUAGUCGACCAGUACUGAGGCACUGAACCCUGUUUUCCCCAGCUCUGAGUAGCCUAUUAAACGGUUAACACAAUAUUUGUGAAAAUAAGUAAGUGAAGACUUCACGCUGGUUACAUAUCUUGUGGUGCUUAUGGAUGCCGAGAUAGUAUCUCCUCUAUCACUAGGUGAUCGCUUGAGAUAACCCAACCAUUCUUCCUACACACAACAGAGAUCAUCACGGACUGAGGUCCUGUACAGAGGAUCUGGCGUUGUCCUGCCUUACACUACUGAUUGUUUGAUUGAAAAGCUGGACAUGUGACAUAGAGAUAGUUUAAGUUGCGUUAAGACAAGUUGCGUUAACAUAUUUAAGACACCAGAUCAAAUGUGCAUUGUUGGUUAAUUAAAUUUAUACUUAAAACAACAAGUGUCAAAAUGUUGUCAUAAAUUACAAAAGAUCUGUUGAAUAAACUGAACUGAGCGAAGAUAAAAGUUUGAACGUUAUCGUAUCAAGUGAGCCAGAACAGUUAUGAUGUCUGAACAUGGUGGUUGCGAGUACGGCAACCUUCUGGAGCAGCGGCCUCCUACCAAGAGUCUCCGUGCUAAACUUGCCACCUUCCUGGCGUCCAUUACUGUAGAGCCAGCCAUGUUCCUUCAUGGCUUGGGAUCGAGUAUAGAAAGCAUUUUCUAUACCAACCUCUGUGUUGAUAAAGUAUGCCUCAAUUAUUAUAAAUAUGGCAAAGACGUGUGUGGCAACUUAGAUUCUGGAAGCUAUGAAUCUCAACAAGAUGCUGUUCAACGGAUGGUAUCGACGUUUGAGGUUUAUAAGCAUUGGGUGGAAUAUAUGCCAGCAAUAUUUGUGGUACUCUUUCUUGGAAUAUAUAGUGACACCCGUGGUCGGCGUCUGCCAAUACUCCUCCCCUUCUGUGGCUCGCUCAUCAAGGCUCUUUUCUUAGUUGCCAACUCCUACUGGUGGUCCUGGCCGUUGCCAAUGCUAAUAGUCUCAUUCUUUCCCUAUGGUAUCUCGGGAGGUAUGAUUGGCAGUUUUGCGGGAGCUUACUCUUACGUGAGUGACGCAUCUGUUGACAAGUCUCGCACAACCCGUUUGGCCAUCACUGGAGCGAUGAGCUUAGUAGCCAUGUCCCUUGGAAAGGUUAGUGGGACAUACAUCUACAGCAAAGGAGGGUACAUUGCGAUUUUUAGCACCCAAGCUAUAUUUUACGCCGCCUCUAUACUGUAUAUUAUAUUAAGACUGAAAGAGAAUCCAAGUGGAUGUAGCCCUGAGACCAUGGAUUCGAGAAAAGAGUUGAAGCAGCGCUUGUUGUCUAUUACGACCGUCAAGAGGACGCUGAUGGUCGUGUUCAAGCGUCGGGAAGCUGGUGGUCGAGGCUUCAUCAUUGGCCACAUUGCCGCCAUCUGCUCUAGAGUGUUUACCACUGGCAGCCUUCAGAUGUUCUUCCUGUACAUGAGGAAGAGGUUCGACUGGAACUAUUAUACAUACAAUAUGUACUCCAUCUUAACUAUACCCGUUCUUUUUAUUGGGAACUUCAUACUGCUGCCUGUGUUGAGUUACCGCUUCAAAGUCAAAGAUGCUAUGCUAGGCUUCAUCGGAGGAAUAUCGUCACUCUUUCACAAUGUGAUGUUGGGCACAGCCCCCUACGCCUGGAUUGUCUACCUGGCGUCGGCAGUAUCACUGUGCUCCUUCAUGUCUAUCCUGUCGUCCCGGGGUGCACUGUCCAAGCUGGUGGCGAAGGAUGAGCUCGGGUCAACAUUCGCGGUGUUGGCGCUGGGAGAGACCCUCAUUCCUCUGGUGUCAACACCAGUCUAUACUCUCAUCUAUAAUAACACGCUCGACAUCUUUCCGGGGGCCAUCUUCUUACUAACAAGCGGCUUCGAUAUUGCUUGCUGUUGCAUCUACGUUUGGAUGUUGACUAGAGAAGUUCCGCUGAGUGGCUACACGGCUAUCGCCUGAUUGUCAACACCCUUGGCCUUGGCUAUCUUUUGGACACGUUAGAUUGCUGCCGCAAAUACUUAAUCAACGCCUGUUUAGCCCUCUGGAGCUAAUCGCCCUUAAACACCAAAAUAUCGUUAUUCUCUUACAAGUGUAUAUAAUAAUUUAAAUAUAUGUUUUAUCUCUUGCAAGAAUACAACUAUUAUAAUAAUAAUUAAUUGUGUCGGAGGACAGGCAGCCAGUGUGUAUAUAAUAUAUUAGGCUUACAUCGAGGUCCCACCCUCCCGAAGUUCGAACUAGACUGAUUAAUUCCAGGAUACCUUUUUACUGCUAGGUGAACAGCUCAUAUAAAGUCUUACACAGGGUGAAAGACUUUAUAUGACCUGUGGGAGGUCUUAUAAAGCCUGCAAUCAGCCUUCUACAACUGUAUCCUCUAGCCAUAGUGAAAAAUAUUGUUACUAAAAGAUCAUCACGUACAAUUCACAAGCGCGGACAACAGCAAAUCAUACCCAAUAGCGUUCCACAACUUUAUAAGACUAAAGGUGCGUCCAUGCAGCUCCGACAGUGAGCUGAUCAACUAACAGUCCCACAAGCUAAGCCCCCUUUCACUGACCCUUGCAAGCCACUUCAUUCCCAUAAGCAGCUACUGUGCUUUCAUCCCAGAAAUGAGUCAAUCUGUUAUCAAUAGUAUUAUACUUUACGAGAACACCACAAACGUAUUUGUAUUAUCUAUUUGUAUAUUUUUCAACCUGUCUUCGAGGGUUAUAUACCUUCGUGAUAAUCAUUUCAAACCCACUACGUACUUAGUGCUAUUAUCUACUGCCUAUCCAUGGUUAGGCUAGGUUAAGGUUAGGUUAUGUUAAAACAGUAUUAUUCUCAAACAUGUGAAAUAUGAAAUUUAAAAUUGUUUGAAUAUCCCAUAGAAUUAUCAGAUUAAAGAAAACUUAGACCUUAGAGCUUAUGAAAGAAAACGAGCUUACCUAGGCUUUCAAUAUUUUAAACAUUGAAUUUUUAUUAUAAUAUAAUUAUAACAUGAGAAUAUUCUCUGUUUAGGACAAAGGUUCACUUGCCUGUUUACAAGUAGACUAUUAUUGGAACUGUAAUAUGCUUUCAGACCAUCACAAAUAUCCAGAUAAGUAUCCAGGUGGUCUAAGAGAGAGGUUGAUGUCUCGAUCUAAUCACUUUAGCCUGAGAAUGGAUUGAUAUUUCUGUAUUCAUUCUUAUUAAAAAGUUUUAAUAUGAUCACACUUAACUUUCUGGUGAUAUCAGCAACCCUGGACCUGUUAGGCAACUAUGGCUAUUAAGUACGACACGUGCAAAGUCUCUCAUUCCUAACUUUAAGCAAUAUUUUUUUCAAUUUUUUUUUUUUGUCUCGACUUAAAUGUUACUGGAGAACUACCAGUUUGUAUAAACAGAUACUAAUAAAGCUUCUGAUUAUA
Molecule: messenger RNA, 3465 nt
Organism: Procambarus clarkii (red swamp crayfish)
Lineage: Eukaryota; Metazoa; Arthropoda; Malacostraca; Decapoda; Cambaridae
Product: lysosomal proton-coupled steroid conjugate and bile acid symporter SLC46A3
Biological process (GO): transmembrane transport
Cellular component (GO): membrane
Molecular function (GO): transmembrane transporter activity
Source: RefSeq, a predicted model, not a curated record